AUGACUGAUGAAUCGGGUGAUAUUUCCAUGAGGACAUGGAUCCGCAAUGUCGGACCUAUCAAUAAGGUUGGUUUCUCUGAUGGUGUUACUGACGGUCAGGCAGCAACAUAUCAGUCUAGUUUUGAUACAGGAUAUGAACAAGGAUUGAACUUUGGAUUCUGCCUAGGAGUUAUUGAUACUAAAACAAAAUUUGUGCAGAAAAAGGAGCAUAAUUUGAGGGACCCAAGGGAAAUCAACUGCCAAAUUUGCAUAAAAAAUUCAUUGGAAGGUCCCAGGAUGUAA
This is a messenger RNA of Parnassius apollo (apollo), 282 nucleotides long. Lineage: Eukaryota; Metazoa; Arthropoda; Insecta; Lepidoptera; Papilionidae. The record is from the annotation of a GenBank genome assembly.